ACCUGCUGUCAGCCAAAGGUCCUCCACGAGCCUCAACCAGCACAGAACUCUCUCCUUUCUGUCCUCCCCCCAGCUGCUGUAGUUUCAGCAAUCACUCGUACAUUGUUUUAGUGUGCGACCAGUCCCUGAAGAACAAGGACCAGAUACGGGCAGGGAGACAAAUGUUAGCUGAGAGAGAGCUUCACUUAUUUAAAUGCUGCUUAGAGCGGUUUUCGUGGAAUAAUGCAUCAGGGUCACGUGGCUGAUCAUAAUGGGAUUUUCCUGUGUUUCCUGUUUUCAGCAUUAUCGUUGGUCCUGCCAACUGGACUCUCUAUAUUUUCAUCUAGUUUGUUUUGACUUUGCUGCAGCCUUGGAGACCACAUUUGACAGAUCUUGCAGAGAGAACUGGCUUUCGGGAGGUUUCUGUUUGUUUAUCUUUGUGCUUGAUGCCGUCACACCCAUCUUGUGGUUGCUCCUCAGGCUGAAGCGAGCAGAUCACCAGAUCCUCUGGGACCAUCGGCUCCACUGUCAGAGGGAGCAGCCCAGCAGCCUGCCCAAAGUGCUGGUCAGUGCACCCAGCUGGGACUGGGCCAGUAUGGCUCACAUCCACUCCCUGCUGCACCAGUGGCCCCCCCUCCCCCCGGUCAUUGCUCUGGAGCUGCUCGACUCAAAGUUUGCAGACACAGAAGUGAGAAGCGUGGCUGUUAGCUGGAUUGAGAAGAGCAGUGAUGAUGAGCUCGUUGGUUACUUGCCUCAGCUGGUGCAGGCUCUGAAGUUUGAGUGUCACCUGAAGAAUGCCCUCAUCAUGUUCCUGCUGUCCAGAGCUCAGGGCAACAUCAACAUCUCCCACUACCUCUACUGGCUGCUGAAAGACGCUGUGCACGACCCCACCUGGGGGCAGCGAUACGAGCGGGUGCUGGGCGCCCUGCUGAGCCUGUGUGGAGCCAAACUGAGAGCUGAGCUGGAGAAACAGACCAACCUGGUCACUCUGCUGGGAGCCGUGGCCGAGAGGGUCCGACAGGCCAGUGGGUCCACACGACAGGUCGCACUGCAGGAGGGCCUUGAAAAUAUUCAGAACUUUUUCCUGAGGAACAGUUGCCGGCUUCCCCUCAGCCCCAGCCUGGUGGCCAAAGAGCUCAACGUCAAGGCCUGCUCCUUCUUCAACUCGAACGCGGUCCCUCUGAAGCUGGCCCUGAUCAACGCUGACCCGCUUGGAGAAGAGAUCAAUGUCAUGUUCAAGGUUGGAGAAGACCUGAGGCAGGACAUGUUGGCUCUUCAGAUGAUCCGCAUCAUGGACCGCAUCUGGCUACAGGAGGGACUCGACCUCCGCAUAGUUAACUUCAAAUGCAUCUCCACCGGCAAGGACAAAGGAAUGGUGGAGCUGGUGCCUUCGUCCGACACCCUGAGAAAGAUCCAGGUGGAGAACGGCGUCACGGGAUCUUUUAAGGACAAACCGCUGGCUGAGUGGCUCCGCAAGUACAAUCCAGCUGAGGAUGAGUAUGAGAAGGCCUCAGAGAACUUCAUCUACUCGUGUGCAGGGUGCUGUGUGGCCACUUAUGUGCUGGGAAUCUGCGAUCGCCACAAUGACAACAUCAUGCUGCGCUCCACCGGUCACAUGUUCCACAUCGACUUUGGCAAAUUUCUGGGCCACGCUCAGAUGUUCGGCAGCUUCAAAAGGGACCGCGCUCCCUUCGUCCUGACCUCCGACAUGGCUUACGUGAUCAACGGUGGCGAGCGUCCGACCAGUCGUUUCCAGCUGUUUGUAGACUUGUGUUGUCAGGCCUACAACCUGAUCCGCAAGCACUCUGGGCUCUUCCUGAACCUGCUGUCACUGAUGACAUCGUCCGGCCUCCCAGAGCUGAGCGGCCCUCAGGAUCUGAAGUAUGUGUUUGAUGCGCUGCAGCCCAACAACACAGACGCAGAGGCCACUAUUUUCUUCACCAGGUUGAUUGAGUCCAGUCUGGGCAGUGUGGCCACCAAGUUUAACUUCUUCAUCCAUAAUCUCGCCCAGCUGCGCUUCUCUGGCCUUCCAGCCAAUGACGAGCCCAUCUUGUCCUUUGCCCCCAAAACCUUCACACUGAAACAGGAGGGCCACAUCGUCCACGCCUCCAUCUUCUCUUUCCAGAAGAGAUACAACCCUGACAAGCACUAUACGUAUGUGGUGAGGAUCCUGAGAGAAGCUCAGAAUGAGCCUCAGUUUGUCUUUCGCACUUUUGAUGAGUUUCAGGAGCUCCACAACAAACUCACUAUCCUGUUCCCGCUUUGGAAACUUCCAUGUUUCCCUAACAAAAUGGUGCUUGGCCGCACCCACAUCAAAGAAGUGGCAACCAAGAGGAAGCUGGAGCUCAACAACUAUGUGCACAACCUGAUGAGGAGCUCCACAGAAGUUACACAGUGUGAUCUCAUCUACACCUUCUUCCAUCCAAUCGCACGGGAUGACAAGACAGAAGGUUUAGACGCUGCAUCCAGAGCCCCAGCAGAGCCUCCGCUGAGCCCCACGUCUGGUCGCGUGGAAGGAGAAGUGAAGCUCUCCAUCUCCUACAGGAACAGCACCCUCUUCAUCAUGGUCAUGCACAUUAGAGACCUGGUUUCUGAGGAUGGAACAGACCCCAACCCCUAUGUGAAAACCUACCUGCUUCCAGAUCCGAACAAGACUUCCAAACGCAAGACGAAGACUUCCAGGAAAACCAGGAACCCUACUUUCAAUGAGAUGCUGGUGUACAGUGGCUACAGCAAGGAAACCCUGGGCCUGCGUGAGCUGCAGCUGAGUGUGCUCAGCGCCGAGUCACUGCGUGAGAACUACUUUCUGGGAGGCAUCACGCUAAGACUCAAAGACUUUGACCUCAGCAAGGAGACGGUCAAGUGGUACAAACUGACGGCCGUCCCCUACUUCUAACCCGACCCCCUGCCUCCAUGGGAAGCCAGGACGCACGCCCGGCCUUCAGGACAAAGCCUGCCCCGCCCUGAUCUGGGAAACACUGUGGGUUUGACCUUACUUGAAAAUACUGGUCACCUCAGCCUCUGGUUCGGUAAAACGAGUAAAACUCUUUCUGAUGUAAUUGAAUUUGAAGUAUAACAGUGAGAUCGUCUUCAAACCAAAUGGAACAUUACAUUCACAUUGUGUUGUAAUUAGUGUUUAUUUGGGUUAGAAGCAUGCGUAACAAAGCCCAUGUGUUGAUCAGACGGUCAGAUUCACAACGUGUCCAGAUAUCAGAACUGAAGCACAUCACAGGCUAAAGGUCCCUGAGACGCGCCUGAAGGGCGACGGACAGGCCUCCGUUAAAGGCAGCCUGCCCGCAUCAGUUCCUCUAAAAAUAAAGAUUGUUUUGUGACAAUCUCCUUGUGUUUCACACCUUUUUCCUAAACGGUAACAAAGAGCUAUAAGGUUUUGUACAUUUUGAUAUUAGAGGACCAAACCGCUCACUUUCAGAAGAGUAUAUAUAGAUUGACACAUUUAUUUUUUAACGUAUAGAAAAGUGGGGUUUUGCAUUUUCCUUGUUUCUUCUCUUUGUGGGCAAAAAGGAGACGUGACCGUUUCUUGUGGUUAGAGGACUAGGACACAGGUUUCAUGAAAUCACCCCUGACCUUAAUGUCCCCAGGAAUGUGCCAAACGUCAGGAGAGACGGCAAAUGAACCACUGCAGGGAGCUGAAGCGGUGCCUUCAUUUGUGCUCAGUCUUGUUUUAAUGCUCCACUCGGCCUUAUGCUAAAUGUUUUAUUAACAAUGUGACGUGUCCUUAUUAAAGAGAUUCUCUAUCAGUAGUUCUUCCAGGGCAGGUCUUGUGACAGAGCUGCACUUAAUGCACACUACCAGGUCUUUCUCCCAUUGUCUUAGUGUUUUCUCACCUUUUCGGCGAUUUUGUAUCAUAAGCUUUGCAAAGCGCUCUUGCUGUGGCUGAUGGAUCGAGACAGAAUGUCUCAGAUCAGGGUUUGUAUUUUGUUUCAGAUGGUUCAAAACAGCAUUUCAGAUGUUUGAGUUAGUUUGUCUUUGUGUAGCGUUCGUACAAAAUGCAGCUGGGCGGCAACAACACACUUGUGCUUAACCAGUGUCUGACAUUAGAUACAAACUAAACACAGAUCAGCACUGAGAAGGCAACGUUAACUUAAACAUUUUAAUAUAAAGGGAACAAGCUCCUGGGAGAAAUUAGCUGCUUUUCACUUUCUAACGUUAAAUUGAAAGUUGUUUAAUAAAAAAAUAAGAAUGCUUUGUUUUUAGGAAAUCUAGAGGACAGUCAUGAUCUAAGACUCGCACUAUAAAUAUUAGUGACUUGAUCCACUCUUUUAGUGACUGUACAAAGUAUUAACACGGCCAGUUAUUUAUUUGUAAUUGGUAACCUGUAACCAGGAUGGAUCAGUGCGUACUGUAAUCCCUCUUUGCUAAAGCAAAAUUAAACGUUUUUGCAACAAA
Messenger RNA from Betta splendens (Siamese fighting fish), 4386 nucleotides. It is a transcript of the gene pik3c2a, whose product is annotated as phosphatidylinositol-4-phosphate 3-kinase, catalytic subunit type 2 alpha. The coding region runs from base 251 to 2875 and encodes 874 amino acids. Lineage: Eukaryota; Metazoa; Chordata; Actinopteri; Anabantiformes; Osphronemidae. Gene Ontology annotation, biological process: cell migration; phosphatidylinositol 3-kinase/protein kinase B signal transduction; phosphatidylinositol-3-phosphate biosynthetic process. The transcript has 18 exons. The record is from RefSeq and is a predicted model, not a curated record. Gene Ontology annotation, molecular function: 1-phosphatidylinositol-4-phosphate 3-kinase activity; phosphatidylinositol binding; 1-phosphatidylinositol-3-kinase activity. Gene Ontology annotation, cellular component: cytoplasm; plasma membrane; phosphatidylinositol 3-kinase complex.